Leptopilina boulardi is the source of this 1517-nucleotide messenger RNA. Its product is annotated as sarcoplasmic reticulum histidine-rich calcium-binding protein-like. The record is from RefSeq and is a predicted model, not a curated record. Bases 261 to 1517 code for a protein of 418 amino acids. NCBI's taxonomy places the organism in Eukaryota, Metazoa, Arthropoda, Insecta, Hymenoptera, Figitidae. The transcript has 4 exons.
ACAAACAAAUUUUUGCGGAAUUGUAAAAUUUUUGCCACUAAUUUUUGUGCUCAAUUUUCAUGGGGUCGUAUGAUAGAAAAUGAAUUUCAAUAGACUUUUAUUCCUUUAUUCAUUCAAGUUUGAUAUAAAAAUUCGUCCUAAAAUUGUUUUAUUAAUUAAGAAAUAAAAUUCAAAAUUCAACUUUUUUUUCUACAGAGAGUAAAAAGCAUCUGGAAAAAAAGAAAAAUGAAUCGCGUUUGAGACUGCCGAACAGAAAUCUUAUGAGUUUUCAGUCGACCAGCAGUGUGGAAAAGCCGAAAAGGAAACGUAAAAAACAAUCCAAAAUUCGACAAGAGGCAAAAGGAAAGCAAAAUGAGAGUAUCAUGACUAAGUACGAGGAACACAUGAAAAGCAGGGAAAUCAUUGUCGAAUCUGACGACGAGAGUUUGGGAAGAAACGAUACCGUUUUAAUGUCAUCAAAUUCUAUAAGUUUCUCAGCUGAUAAUCGUCGAUCUCUGGAAGAAGUAGAUUCACAAUAUUCGGAUGAGGAGAAUGAUGACAAUUCUGACGAUUCUACAUCUUCAAUCAAUUUUCGAUCUUCUGGAAACUCUAAAAUUGUUCAAAAUUCUGGGCAUUUGGAAAAUUCUGGUGAUGAUUCAGACAAGGAAAAUUGUCGACCUUCUACAAGUCAGGGAAAUACUAGACUACUUGGACUAGACAAAGAAAAAUCUGCAGCGCCUCAUAAUGAUCGACUUUCUGCAAAGACUGGACUUCCUCGGGCCAGAGACCAUCAAAGACUUGGUCAUCAUGAGCGUGCACGAAAUCCUCCACCCAUUGAGAACCCUGGACCUGAUGAAUAUGUUGAAAGACGUGAACCUAGAAUCGGAGAGCAUCAAAGACCUGGCCAUUAUGAUCGCGUUGGAAAUUCUCCACCUGUUGAAAACCCUGAACUUCAUGGAAAUGUUCAAGAACGUCGACCUAGGGCCAGAGAUCAACAAAGACCUGGUAAUAAUGAGCGGGCUGGAAAUUCUCCACCAAUUGAUAACCCUGGACCUGAUGGACAUGUUGAAAGACAUUCACCUCCGGCCAGAGACCAUCAAAGACUUGGUCAUCAUGAGCGUGCACGAAAUCCUUCACCCAUUGAUAAUCCUGAACCUGAUAGACAUCUGGGAGGACGUCCACUUAGGGCUGCAGAACAUCGUAGACCUGAAUAUCAAGAAUCUCCGGAAAAUCCUCCACCUUUCGAAAAUCAUGACCCUAAUAGACGUGUUGUAGGAAAUCGCAUCGUGAAUGCAAAUGAUUGGGUAUAUCUUCGAGAAGAUAGAAGGGUUCAUCUUGACGUAUGGGAGUUGAUGUUGACCCGUUCAGAUUCAAAGUUUGUGCGAGACGUAGCGGAUGUAUUAUGGACCAGAGAUGAACUGAGGCUACGUUGCUUAAAUGCUGAAAGAGCAAAUAUGAAUAGAGUCGAAGGAGAAGAAAUAAGAAGACCAUUGACUCCUGCAACUUAUGAGAUUUUGAAAAGUUAUAAGUUUAAUUAA